AUGGCAACUCCAGCGAAGCGUCCCAGAGAAGACCAAGAGACCGUUUCCUGCUACAUCCACAGCGUCUCCCCCGUGAAGUUCUCUGCCAACAGCGUGGAGUUCUUCAACGCGGUGCUGCAGACCGGCCGAGAGGACUUCCACGAUGCGGUGGUCUUCAGUCCGGGCAAACGGCACGCAUUUCUCCAGGCUGCGCGGAAUGGAACCCCGCUCUGCCUGAAGAGCGUAAAGAAGGCGUUAAGUUUCAAGGGCACGUCAGACUUUGACGUGAUCGUCAAUAACAGAACUGACGUCUCAGUCACCACGGUGCCGUUCGCCGCACGGAGCCCCCCAUCACCGCACAAAACGACCCUAAAAGAAGUCAUGACGAUGCCGGCAGGCAGAAAGGUCAGCCUGGUGGAAGCUAUAGUCCUCUCUCUAAGUCCAUCCGUUCGAACGGUGAACAUCCGCGGGACCAAGCGGGAGGUCAGAAACUGCUGCAUCUCCGACGGGACCGCGCAGAUGACGCUGCAGCUGUGGGAGAGGUGCGUGGACACCGUCCAGGUGCUGUCAUCCUACGCCUUCACGGAGCUCUCAACUAGGACAUUUGAGGGCAAACUUCAACUUACCACCUCCAUCAACACCACCUGCAGCCCCAUCGGAGACUUGGAUGUCCCUGACAACGCCGGCGGCUCUGCAGAUCCGCGGCUGAGCUCCGUCACUGGCCCUGUCCACGCGUUAGAGAUCCGGGCUACCAUGAAGUGUUCUCUCUGCGGCAGCCGGCUGGACAGCUUCCUCCCCAGGAACAAGUUCCACCGCCGCUAG
Colossoma macropomum (tambaqui) is the source of this 801-nucleotide messenger RNA. RefSeq lists its product as uncharacterized. The coding region runs from base 1 to 801 and encodes 266 amino acids. NCBI's taxonomy places the organism in Eukaryota, Metazoa, Chordata, Actinopteri, Characiformes, Serrasalmidae. The transcript is spliced from 3 exons. The record is from RefSeq and is a predicted model, not a curated record.